CAAUGACGAACGGCCUAUACCGCACUUCCGUUGCUCAUGACGCCGGAUCGAAGUUCUGACAGCUGAUCUUUUAGUCAGUGUCACCAACCCAGUGACCCCGAAUCCUCAGAUUUAAGCGUGAUUGUGGGUCGGACGUGUCCGCGACAGUCUCCGAUUGCACUUUAGAUCGGAGCCUUGGACGAAGAAGCGCUGUUUGAUUAUGGUGUAGCCCUCAGCGCUAACUCCGACGCAGCAGUAAACAGGAGCGAUGCUGUAUAUGUAUGGUCAAAACAGAGGAAGGAAGGAGGCACCGGCGCAGCUUUACUAAUCACUGAUACACAGGGCAUCUGAGCAGCAGCAGCAGCGUGGUGGUGGUGGUGGUGGUGCAGUCAGAGUCAGAGCUUUAGCCAUGCUAACACUGGCCAGUAAACUGAAGAGGGAUGACGGAGGAAAGACGGGCCGGGUGCCUGGAACCUCUGACUCCACCCACAGGGUCUCCAUCAGGGAUCGUCUCCUCACCAAAGAAGUUGCAGAACUUGAAGCCAAUCUGCCUAGUACAUGCAAAGCCAGUUUCCCUGAUGAGGACAAACUGCAUCACUUUCAGCUGGCAGUGUCUCCUGACGAGGGUUACUACCAGAGUGGACGCUUCCAGUUUGAGAUAGACGUCCCUGAAGCCUACAACAUGGUGCCUCCUAAAGUGCGAUGUUUGACCAGAAUAUGGCAUCCAAACAUCACGGAGAACGGAGAGAUUUGUUUGAGUUUAUUGCGGGAGCAUUCGAUCGAUGGCACGGGCUGGGCUCCCACUAGGACAUUAAAGGACGUGGUCUGGGGACUGAACUCAUUAUUCACGGACCUACUGAACUUUGAUGACCCGUUGAACAUUGAUGCAGCAGAACAUCAUCUUAGAGACAAGGAGGAUUUCCGGAAUAAAGUUCAAGAUUACAUCAAACACUACGCCAGAUGAUAGAACCACGUGGUGAACGUCCACCUGCUCCAUUCGACAGAACUGCUCCACCUUCUGGCCAACUCCCUGUGUGUGAAUCUGCGGCUGACUCUUUGACUCUUCCUCCUGACCAUGCAGCCCCGCCCACAAUUUUUUUUCCCGUUUUUCUUUUGGUUGAUCCAACUGCAGUGACGUCGAGUGAAGUUCACGUGUCGGUGACGCGGCCGCCUCUCUGUGAUGUCACUCGGCCGUCGGAGAACGAGUGACGAGUCACCGACACCAGAACCAAUCAAAUUCCUCUGGAAUGUUGUUUUAUAUUUUCAGGACUGAUGGGAAAGAAUGUGCUCCUUUUUCUCCAGCGUUCGGUGCCAAGUUUAUGUUGCUAAAGAGAACGUGCAUGUGAGUUACGGUCCACGUGCACGCUCACAGUUCGUCACGGCGGUGAGUGCACGUGCGUUCAGCCGUGCACGUCAACGACACAGAUUCAGGACGGAGGGGAAAAGUCCUGUGUCCUCUGGACAGCAUGUAAAUGAACACACUGUCCUGUUGUUUGCAUGUACACACACACACACACACACAUACAGGUUUUUGUGUUUCGUCAGCACCUCACAUCAAACAUAAUGCAUUUCCUGUUGCAGGGGUCUGCAGCCUUCAACACAGUUUUUAUCAUUUUACAACAAAUAAAAUUCACAGAGAGAGACACCUGGUGGUAGUUGUUGAAGUUUUGUGUACUGCAGUAAUACUUCAUAUUGAAGUACAAAGACAGUUUUGGUUGUUUUUCCUGUUUUAUCAUCAGAAGAAAAAUAAAUCUGCUGCGAUGAUGAAUUUCA
This is a messenger RNA of Cynoglossus semilaevis (tongue sole), 1752 nucleotides long. RefSeq names its product ubiquitin-conjugating enzyme E2F (putative) (gene ube2f). NCBI's taxonomy places the organism in Eukaryota, Metazoa, Chordata, Actinopteri, Pleuronectiformes, Cynoglossidae. The transcript is spliced from 11 exons. The record is from RefSeq and is a predicted model, not a curated record. The coding region runs from base 389 to 943 and encodes 184 amino acids.